UUAGUAAUUGGUAGGCUACUUAUUUAAGACGUCCGUAGGCUAAUUCUUGCUCGUCAGAUUAUAAUAGCAGUUAUCUUGAAUUAAUAUUCUGACUGGUCACGUAAUUGUGUAGCCUAUGGCAAGCCCUUUUAAAAUUUAAUAGCUUCGCUUGACUAUACAUAAUUACAUUUUAGAUAUCUACAAAUAUAUGUUGACAUAAUUACAAUGUGACUAGUCAGAAUGGUAAUUCAAGAAUGGUAAUGAUACAGUAAGAGAGAGUCACGUGAUCGUUCGAUAGCUGAACUAACAAUCUAACUUGCAGAAGGACUUGGUCGUUUCACGUACUGAAGCAAGUAAUAUGAUAUUUUCCGAUGCAACUCACUCACCGGAUGGAAGUAGAUUAUACUUCACCAGGCUAAUCCGAGAGUGAAGGACAUCUUAAAAUAAAAGUGCAUUUUCUGGCUCAUGGAUCUGGACGUGAUAGAGGGACUGAAUGAGGUGGUGCCGGCUGUGUACCGGGCUGCCUUGAAGCUGCGGUCCCUGCAGAAUCUAUGCCAGAUGCACAUGGUCACGCUGUCCGUGAUUGGCCCGGCUCUCCAGUCCCUGGGCGUGGCCGUGGGUCCUGGGGGAGGGGUCACGGAGGCUGACGUGAGGCGGAGCCUGGAACAGCUUUUCCAGGGCAUGUCCGACGAUCUCCCGGGCCAGGUGUCACCUGGAGCCGCAGAGCAGACCUCAGGACUGCUGUUCAGGCUGUUCGACAGGGAGCAGGCUGGCUGCAUCUCCCUGCAGUCUGUGGAGGUGGCUUUGAUUGCCCUCUCAGGAGACACGCUCUCUGCUAAACACGGUGCUCUGUACCGGCUGGCGGAACGCUGCAGCGGGCGGCAGGGCAGGGACAGCGGCACAGUGAGCCGGAGUGGCCUGAGAGUGCUGCUGGAGGACCUGAGCCAGAUCCCAGCAGUGGUGCAGGAGAGCCACGUGUUUGGUCCGGUGGAGAGCGCAGUACGCACCUGCUUCCAGGGGGUGCUGAGCGCGGGCGUGUCAGAGGAGGCCUUCCUGCGCUGGCUGCGCUCCGAGCCCCGGCUGCUGCUCUGGCUCUCCACCCUCUACAGGCUCUCCGUCAGCGAGGCCGUGGUCCACCGCGUGCGCUGCCACGUCUGCAAGGCCUGCCCCAUCACUGGCCUCAGGUAUCGCUGCCUGAAGUGUGUGAAUGUGCACCUGUGCCAGACCUGCUUCCUGACUCAUAAACGCAGCAGAAAACACAAACCCUCACACCCAGUGAUGGAGCACUGCACCCAGCCCUCCUUCAGGGAGUCGCUGGCCUCGCUGGCGCACAGCGCGAGACACGCCCUGCAGCGGAGACGCUUGGCCAGGAGGGAGGCAGAGAGGAGGAGCGCGCUCUGUACAGAGAUCCCUCCCAGAAUGCCGUGCAGUGCCCCCACAUCCCUGCUGCCACAGGCCACACCUCCUCAGACACAAGACCCGCCCCUUCCGCCCAGAGCAGAACCCAAGGCCACGCCCACAGAGCCCAGGCUCAAGUCAAAGGCCCUGCAGACGGAUGCAACCCUGCUGCCUCAGAGGAAGACAUCACUUCUGAAAAAAGACCUGAGUCAAACACAAAGGGCAGUAGAGGAUCUGCAGAGAGAGAAGUGGCAGUUGGAGAAGCAGUUGCAGGUAUGGAGAGAAACCGCACAGUCAGAACAUUCCUCUCUGGAGGACAAGUGCUGUCACUUGGAGGCCACAGUGGAAGUCCUGACCCGACACAACCAGAACCUGCAGGACGAGCUGGGCCGGAUUCGGCUGCUUCUGCAGCCGCUCCAUCCGAUUCCUGUGCCCAGUGUCUCCCUGGCAACAGCAAGUGGUGAAGGAGCCAAAGACACAGAGGCGUCGGCACCGGAGAGGGAGCAAACGGCUGGUGAGCGCCCCCUGCAGGAACAGGAGGCCCAAACGGAGGAGCUGGGAAAGGAGGUGCGCGUCAGCGAGGAAGAGGAGGAGACGAAAGUGGCGCAGACCUCCAGCGCUGGGGAGUCCGGCACCCCAGGACCGCGGCCGCUCGUGACCCCUGACCCCCGGUGCGGGGCAGAGCCGGCUCCCAGCCCCCAUCAGGAGGAGGGCCAGGGGCGUCCUGGGAAGGCUCUCUCGGACCAAUCGGAAAGCUUUCUGGAGCAGGAGGAAGAACUGGCCGACGUGGUGCAGCACCUGAAGACUGGCCUCUCUGUCAGCAGACGCACAGGGCUUGGGUCUGUACGGACGCAGGAGCUGCUGGCUGCAGCUGAGGCAGUGGGAGACUCCGUCGCGCAGCUGGUCUGCGCAGUCAGCUCCUCCGGCCCCGGCCCCGCCUCGACACCCCUUGCCAGCCGCGCAGCCCCGCGCUCUCAACCAAUCAGGGCGCUGCUCUCAGCCAGCUGCGCAGCUAGCGCACACAGCGGCGCUCCGCCCGCAGCUGCGACCGCAGUGAUCUGACCGCGCGGGCGCACUCGACCGCGAGCGGUCCGCUGCUGUCAGCGGGGUCGCCGCCUUCGAUCAGCAUCCGCGACCAGCAGAAGGCGCCGUGACCUCGUACCACAGAGAAUCUGCUUCAGGGUAUGAGGACCUCAGGCAGAUCGUCAGGUCCCAGAAACAAGGUGUGGCGUAUGCCCCCCCCCCCCCCCCCCCCACGACCGGGAGCAGGAGACCUGCCUGUGAUCUGUGCCGACCCGACCGGACCCUGAUCAACCCGUCUGGGCCCCCACAACCCAAGAAACACAACCUGAAAGAUAAAUACACAUGAAACACCAAUACGGCCUUCGCGUUUUCUUUUUCUCACACAAGUACACAAGCGCACACACACUCAUAUAUGCGCGCACACACGUUUACAAAGGCACACACAGUUAGGAUAUGGACACUACUCCGAGUAGGUUUGCUUUAACAUGAACACCGAUUCGUUUUCAGCUAUGAAAUAAGGUGUGGAAAAACCCCAUUAAGCUUAGCUUUUCACAAAAAUAACUGCUGUUGUACAUCUCCAUUCUGUGGCCAUACAGUUGUAUGUUUAUCAUGCUAAUAAAUUCAGAAAAUUAACAGAAGACAGAAAUAGAGAGUAUGGGGAGAAUUGGGGCUGUAAUUUCAGUUCAGAACUAUUCAACAUGUGAUGAAAGAGAUUUCUGCUCUAUCAAAACAACCCAGCUCUGUUGUCACCCACCAAACCAGAGCUGUUGCAGAACCUAGUUCUGCUAGAGCAGUGCUGCCAGACCUGGGCCCUGUUCUCCUUUCAUACCCCUGUAACUGGACCCAAAAUAGAGCCAGCAAAGAAGGAUGCCACAAAUGGGAUCUGUCAACUUCAGGAUACCAAAAGUGAAAGGCAUAAAAAUAUACAGAAAAUAUUAGUAAUAUUAUGAAGUAAGGACACAGAAGAGGCCCCAAAAUAAAAUACUUUAGUUCUUUUUUUAUUGAACGUCUUCCAUCUGAUUGUGAAGCAGUGUGGGGAGGGUUCAGGAGAUGGGAAGGGUUUAUCUGCAACAUGGGUGGGGGAGGGCGGGGUUAACAUACACCUGACGCACAGGGAAACGCAGAAGCAGUCAGCUUCGCUGCAGGGUGGAGUCGGGAAGCAGCCGCCUGUCUGUGUCUGUAUGGAGACUGAGGGACACAGAGAGCACAGGCUCCUUCACUCCUCCACUCUACAGAGGCACCUGAUUCUUUUUUCUCUCUUCACUUUGGAUUUGGCAAAUCCAUUAUUUUAUUUUAUUGUUUUUUUACAUUUCUUUAAAUAGUUAAAUUAAAAAAGACAAGAGGUGGGAGUGGCCAAGCAUAUAAAAGAUUGCCUUAUCGGUAUUAAUAAUAUUACCAUCGUUAUUGUUUACAUUUAUUAACCCAUAAGCUUGUGCAAUACCUUUCUUUGCAUAGUAAAUAAAACUUAAAUGGUUUAUUUGUUUGACAUGCACCUACUCUUUUGUUGAAUAUUCUUGUGGAUUUUGGGACUCCUUUAGUACGAUUUAAUAAGCCCAGUGUACUGUUUACAUGCAGUGCGCCAACAGGGACCCAACUUGUUUUCUAGUAGAGUUAAUGAGUACAUAAGGCCAAGCCAGUAUAGAGGGUGUUGCUAAUUGAGACAUUGCUGGCCCCCUUGGGACUGGGGAGUCCUGCCCCAAUCAGUGUGUCUGAAGCAAGCCAGCCAUACAGGAGGGGGCUGCUGUUUGACCACACCCCAAAACAUUUUGAUUGGUUAAUUCUUUGGCUUUGUGUCAUUGCUAGGAUUACAUUCAGACACCCCCAUGAUAGAACUCAAGAGGCUGUUCCUGGCCCGUUUUCCCUUCCCCACCCUCUUGUCUGGCAUUGACCUCUGACCCCUGGACAUGACAUAGAAGCCCGAUCUGUGGACCUCUGUGCACCCCUCCCGACGUACCUAAUCCCGGUGCAGCAUGGGGCAUUUCGGUAGCUCUGUGGGGUAAAACUGCUGCACACUACUGCAUGUUGCAUGGUAGUGUCAGCUGUAAUUAUUUGGCCGAGAUAACAAUUGUUUAAUUGCUUAAAUUUUGCUUGAUUUGUUUUUCCAUGAACAUAGCCAAAGAACAUCUGCUAUACAACAUGCUAAUGUUAAAAUAUAUAACAAAAGCAAUCUGGGUAAAUUUAUGGAAAAAAAUAAACGCUUAAUGGUGAAUCACA
This is a messenger RNA of Anguilla anguilla (European eel), 4614 nucleotides long. RefSeq names its product dystrotelin (gene dytn). Bases 445 to 2439 code for a protein of 664 amino acids. Lineage: Eukaryota; Metazoa; Chordata; Actinopteri; Anguilliformes; Anguillidae. Gene Ontology annotation, molecular function: zinc ion binding. Gene Ontology annotation, biological process: synaptic signaling. The transcript is spliced from 15 exons. Gene Ontology annotation, cellular component: plasma membrane. The record is from RefSeq and is a predicted model, not a curated record.